This is a messenger RNA of Solea solea (common sole), 3770 nucleotides long. RefSeq names its product unc-5 netrin receptor B (gene unc5b). The transcript has 17 exons. NCBI's taxonomy places the organism in Eukaryota, Metazoa, Chordata, Actinopteri, Pleuronectiformes, Soleidae. The record is from RefSeq and is a predicted model, not a curated record. Gene Ontology annotation, molecular function: protein binding; netrin receptor activity. Gene Ontology annotation, cellular component: membrane. Bases 764 to 3670 code for a protein of 968 amino acids. Gene Ontology annotation, biological process: netrin-activated signaling pathway; anterior/posterior axon guidance.
CACUCGUGCGUCCGGGUUUUCUGUCUCUCCCCCUCCAAUGUAUUUCCUCCUCGCUUGCUACUAGUUUACCUUCACUUGUUCUGCCUUCACUCGGAGGAGGAGGAGGAGGAUGGUGUAUGAUUGGCCAGGCGGGGACUGAGAGUCCGGAGGCUGGCGCUGCGCUCCGCGUUUAUUCUUGUUUACACCUUGCGGACGGAGACGGAGACUGGCCAGGCCAGGGACACAGAGCAGGCUCGGGAGUCCAGUCUGCUGCGGCAGCGGUGAUCACCUCGUGGUUUUCUACUCGUUGUGGUCGCAGAAGAAGUUUGAAUGUGAUGGGAAACGGACUCUCUCUCUCUUUCUCUCUCUCUCUCUCUGCUCUACUUUGCCUCUUUUCGCAGCAGCGACGCGUCAAACUUUUUGGGUGACUUUUGUGGCACCUUUGCGCUCAUGGCUGCCUGUCAAACCGGCUGCAGAUAUAUACGUGGACAUGUCAUCUACUGUGAAUAGACCCGAUAACGAGUGUGACACGGACCUCCUGAAACUUUGAUUGCGGGCGGAGAUUACACAGUUUCGAUUUUGCUCAUCCACUGACAAGUUGCUCGGGGAUGGAUGCGCUUUGAAUGAACUAUUUACGCAGAAACGCAUCAUCCAUCAACAAUUACGGGACUCCUGGGAAAAUCAUCCAGGGUUAAAGACAUUGUCGGACAGACGCCACUUGGUGUGUGUCUGUGUUUAAAGCACCGCAGGUUACCCCGCGUGAACAACGGCGUAGCCGGAAAAGAUGCACUCUGUUCGGAUGCAGCGCGACCAAGGUCUCGGCCCUCUUGUUCUUCUCCUCCUGUUCGGUGGAUAUGUCGUGUCUGGCACCGAGAGCAGCGACUACAGCGACGCUGAGGUCCUCCCAGACUCCUUCCCGUCUGCACCGGCAGAACCUCUGCCAGAAUUCCUGAUGGAGCCAGAGGACGCUUUCAUUGUAAAGAACAGGCCAGUGCAGCUACGGUGCCGAGCGUCGCCAGCCACACAGAUCUACUUCAAGUGCAACGGCGAGUGGGUGAAUCAGAACGAUCACAUCCCCAAAGAAAGCCUGGACCAGGUCACAGGUCUGGUGGUGAGGGAAGUGGACAUUUCAGUGUCGAGGACCCAGGUGGAGGAGCUGUUUGGUCUGGAGGACUAUUGGUGCCAGUGUGUAGCCUGGAGCUCGGCUGGCACCACCAAGAGCAACCGCGCCUACGUUCGCAUUGCAUACCUGCGGAAGAACUUUGAGCAGGAGCCACUGGGGCGGGAGGUGCGACUCGAGCAGGAGGUGCUGUUGCAGUGUCGCCCCCCAGAGGGCAUGCCUGUCGCUGAGGUGGACUGGUUGAAAAACGAGGAUGUCAUUGAUCCGUCGCAGGACCCCAACUUCCUGAUCACCAUCGAUCACGAUCUGAUCAUAAAACAGGCCAGACUUUCAGACACCGCGAACUACACCUGUGUAGCUCGCAACGUGGUGGCAAAGAGACGCAGCAGCACCGCCACGCUCAUUGUUUACGUGAGUGGAGGUUGGUCGUCUUGGACUGAAUGGUCAGAGUGUAACGCACAGUGUGGGCGUGGCUGGCAGCGACGCACACGCAGCUGCACUAAUCCUACUCCUCUGAACGGAGGAGCCUUCUGUGAGGGUCAACCUUUCCAGAGAGUGACCUGCACCACACUGUGUCCAGUGGAUGGAGGCUGGACAGAGUGGGCAAAGUGGUCCGCCUGUGGGACCGAGUGCACCCAUUGGCGCAGUCGCGAGUGUCAAGCUCCCCCUCCCAGGAACGGAGGAAAGCACUGCAGCGGCAGCAUGAUGGAGAGCAAAAACUGCACUGAGGGGCUGUGUGCACGUAAUAAAAAGAUUUCUAUUGAACAUGCAAGCCAUCCGCUGGCUCCAGGUAUGGGCGUGGCAGUGUACGCGGGUCUGGUGGUGGCGCUCCUGCUGUGUGUGAUCCUGGCUCUGUGCGUGGGAGGGCUUGCAUAUCGCCGCAGACGCCGCCAUCUGCAUGGUGAUAUCACCGAUUCUUCGUCCGCUCUGACCAAUGCGUUCCACCCUGGCAACUACAAGCCACCGAGACAGGAUCACCCUCACCCGCUGCAUCCCUCAGUUCCCCCGGAUCUGACAGCCACAGCAGGAGCUUUCCGCGGGCCGCGCUUCUCUCUGCAGCACGGGGUCAACGACAGCCCCCACAAAAUCCCCAUGACCACCUCUCCGCUGCUGGACCCUUUGCCCAGUCUCAAAAUCAAGGUGUAUAACUCCUCCACUCUUUCCUCCGUGGAGCUUCCUGUGGACAUGAGCUUAGGUGAUGGGGAGAUCCUCAGCCUCAAGUCGGUGGGAACCGUGGGCAGAGAGCGCGAGUACCACAGUCACACCCUGUCCAGAGAGCCAGGGCUGAGCACCAGCGCCACCUUGGGUAGCCUGGGAGGACGCCUCACCAUCCCGAACACAGGUGUGAGCCUGCUGGUCCCUCCUGGCACAAUCCCCCAGGGGAAGUUUUAUGAGAUGUACCUCAUUAUCAACAAGUGGGAAAAAACAACGCUACCCUCUGAAGGCAGUCAGACAGUAUUAAGUCCCGUGGUCAGCUGCGGUCCAUCUGGUAUGCUACUGAAUCGUCCCGUGGUCCUAACGUUGCCCCACUGUGCCCAGCUAGACACACCCACACCUGACUGGACCAUCACACUCAAGACUCAGACGCACCAGGGGUCGUGGGAGGAGGUGCUGACAGUGGGUGAAGAGACUUUGUCGUCGCCGUGCUACCUGCAGCUGGAGGAGGAGUGCUGUCAUGUUCUCAUGGAACAGUUGGGAACGUAUGGCCUGGUGGGCCAGUCCUGUCCACCGCAGCCCGCCUGCAAACGCCUGCAGCUGGCUCUGUUUGCCCCGCGAGCGCCAUGCCUUUCCCUCGACUUCAGCCUCCGGAUCUACUGCAUCCAUGACACACCACAUGCCCUCAAGGAGGUGCUAGAUUUGGAACGGAGUCUGGGUGGAGUUUUGCUGGAGGAUCCUAAGCCGCUGCUCUUUAAAGACAGCUACCACAACCUGCGUCUGUCCAUCCACGAUAUCCCUCACACUCACUGGAGAAGCAAACUGCUGGCCAAAUACCAGGAGAUCCCGUUCUAUCACAUUUGGAGCGGCAGUCAGAGACCUCUGCAUUGCACCUUCAGCCUGGAGAGAGGCAGCCUGGCUGUGUCGCAGCUCACCUGUAAGAUCUGCGUGCGACAGGUGGAAGGGGAGGGACAGAUAUUCCAGCUUCAUACAGACAUCCAGGAGACGUUACCACCUCACUCGCCACUCCCCUCAGGAGGCGCCUGCCUGCCUUCCUCCCAAGUGGGACCCUAUGCCUUUCGCUUGCCUGAUUCCAUCCGCCAGAAGAUCUGUGCCAGUUUGGAUGCACCCAGCGCGCGCGGGUGUGACUGGAGACUACUGGCACGUAGUCUGGGCUUUGACAGGUCAGAUCAGCCUCACAUGUUUAGGUGUGAAAGGCAGCCUGGUCAGGCUGACGUUGUGAUGCGGAGGUACCUAAACUACUUUGCAACAAAGCCCAGCCCCACAGGUGUUCUACUGGACUUAUGGGAAGCUUGUCACCAAGGUGACGCGGACCUGGUCUCUCUGGCGACUGCACUGGAAGAGAUGGGCAAAAGUGAAGUGCUAGUUGUCAUGACAACGGACGGAGAUUGUUGAUCAGUCAUGGAGAGCGAGCAAGACGUUCUUUUUUCUUUCUUUUUUUUUUCUACCACCGUGAAGAAAAUAAAAUACCUGCCUAUGAAUAUGCACAGACUGA